AUGAGGAGACUUAUCUUGGAAAUCGAAGAUCGACUUGUUGAUAUAAAUGAUGUCAAGGAAUUUAAUGAUUUGAUUAUCUAUAUGGAGAAACAGAUUGAGGGACGGAUGAAGAGAGAUUUAAGAUGUAAGAUUCGACAGGGUGGAAAUGCUAAUUGGUGGAAUCAAGAUUUGGAUCUUUUUAGAAGGAAAAUUCGUGCUAUUCGUAAGAGUUGUCAAAAUAAAGAAUAUUAUGAAGGGAUAUUUAAAAUCGCAACAAAUAAAAUCAGGAGGCAGAUUAUCUUACGAGAUGAUGAGAAUAAAACGGAUAUUGAUGUUAAAGAGGAAUAUCGACGAAUUGUUAGAGAGACACUCAAUAUUGGGGAAGAUGAAAUGGAUAGAUUUGAUAAUAAUGAGAUUGAGUUUAGUAGUGAAAGUUUGGAAGAUGAAGUGGAUUUUACAUAUGAAGAAAUCAGAGAAGUUAUAUUAAAUCUCAGAGAUAAAGCUGCUCCGGGACUUGAUGAGAUUCGUGCAAGAGUAGUAAAAAGACUUUUUGUAAAUUACCCCUCUUUUUUUGUUAUACUUUAUAAUAGGUGUCUGUCUUUAAAUGUUUUUCCGGAUGCUUGGAAAGUUGGUAAACUAAUUUUGUUACCAAAAAAUGAAGAAAAAUAUUGCCCUAUAUGUUUGUUAAAGGUAUUUGCCAAAGUUUUGGACAAGUUGAUUGUUAAUAGAUUAUUAUAUGUUUUAAAUGGUAAACAUCAUUUAGCGGAUAGUCAGUAUGGUUUUAGAAAACCAAGAUCAGCGAAUUUGGCUCUUUUUAAAGUUGUGGAUGAAAUACGAAAAUUGAAGAGUACUGAACAUGUUGCUAUUGUUUCUUUUGAUGUAAAAGCUGCCUUCGAUUCUGUACGAUGGUCCUCCGUGUUGAACAUAAAUUGA
Messenger RNA from Stegodyphus dumicola, 912 nucleotides. RefSeq lists its product as uncharacterized. The record is from RefSeq and is a predicted model, not a curated record. NCBI's taxonomy places the organism in Eukaryota, Metazoa, Arthropoda, Arachnida, Araneae, Eresidae.